This is a messenger RNA of Ostrinia furnacalis (Asian corn borer), 1659 nucleotides long. RefSeq names its product cytochrome P450 6B5-like. Gene Ontology annotation, molecular function: heme binding; monooxygenase activity; iron ion binding. The transcript is spliced from 2 exons. The coding region runs from base 46 to 1623 and encodes 525 amino acids. NCBI's taxonomy places the organism in Eukaryota, Metazoa, Arthropoda, Insecta, Lepidoptera, Crambidae. The record is from RefSeq and is a predicted model, not a curated record.
AUCAUUCAUUAUUUAAUCAUAAUAAGAGUAAAGAAGCUGUCAAAAAUGAUUGUGAACCUCGUAUUCGGCAUCCUAGCGGUGCUUGUGGCAUUAGUCUAUUACUCGACGAAAAAAUUCAAUUACUGGAAGAAGAGAAACGUUCCUUAUAUCAAGCCGACACCAAUAUUUGGCAACUAUGGCGACCUGUUCCUUCUAAAAAAAAACAUGGCCGAGGUAGGUCAAGCCAUCUGCAAACAAUUCCCAAAGGAACCCUACGUUGGAGCUUUCUAUGGCACGGAACCUACGCUCAUCGUCCAAGAUCCCGAGUUCAUCAAACUCAUCACCACCAAAGACUUCUACUAUUUUCAUGGUAGAGAAAUAUCCAAUUACGUUCACAAGGAACCCGAAGCCAACAAUGUAUUCGCUUCUUACGGCGAUGAGUGGAAAGUUGUGCGUCAAAAUCUCACUCCAGUGUUCUCAUCAGCAAAAAUGAGGAGCAUGUUCCCACUCAUAGAAACAUGCUCCCACACUUUUGAAAAGCUGCUCGAUGAAGAUAUUAGCAUGUCUGACAUCAUCGAAAUUAGGGUGUUCAUGGCCAGGUACACCAUGGCUUGCAUCAACUCCUGCGCGUUUGGUGUCGACGCUCAUACCAUGGAAGGUGACUAUAAAACUAACCCAUUCGUACAAGCAGGAGACAGGGUGUUAGACACCUCUAAUAAAAAUUUCUUCAAGAAUCUUUUGCGAUCAGUCUGGCCAAAGAUUUUUUACGCGUGUAGACAGACAUUCAUGCCACCUGAAACCACAAAGUUCUUCCAUAAAUUUAUGGUGUCAGUCUUCGAAGCACGCGACUACAAGCCCACGAACAGAAACGACUUUGUCGACUUCAUAUUGAAUUUUAAGCAGAAGAACUAUAUUGAGGGCGACAGCAUUGCGAAUAUCAAAAGUAGUGAAGACAAUAAGAAGGUUUCAAUGCCAGUUACUGAUGAGUUUUUGGUGGCAAACUGUUUGAUAUUCUUCCUGGCUGGAUAUGAGACGUCUGCUACCACGUUGAGCUAUACCAUGUAUGAACUUGCGAAGAGUCCAGAGAAUCUGAAGCGAGUGCAGAAGGAAAUUGAUGAGUAUUUGGCAAGAAACGAGAACAAAUUGCAGUACAACUGCGUGACUGAACUGCCUUUCACAGAGGCGUGUGUUGAUGAAGCCCUGCGGUUGUAUCCAGUGCUUGGACUGAUAACGAGGGAAGUAAUCGAGGACUACUCGUUGCCGACUGGUGUUCACCUCGACAAAGGAGUCCGCAUCCACCUGCCGGUCUACCACCUGCAUCACAACCCCGAGUUCUUCCCAGAGCCUGAGGUGUACCGUCCUGAGCGGUUUCUGGGAGAAGAGAAAAGAAAAAUAGUUCCUCACACUUACAUGCCCUUUGGCGAUGGGCCACGUAUUUGCAUUGGCAUGAGGUUCGCAAAGAUGCAAGUGUUCGCUGGCCUGGUGACUGUUUUGAAGAAGUACAACUUGGAGCUGACCCCAGAGACUCCAAGGAAACUGGAGUUCAUGCCGACCUCCAUCAUCACACAGCCUACCAUGCCUCUGAAGAUCAAGUUCAGCAUUCGCGAGGGAUGGGAGAACCGCGCGUUUGUUAAAACGCAAUAAUUCGAUCUCCGGACAACCAUUAUAGAUUUGUAUAUU